GGAUGCGGGAGGCCUUGGGAGGCCAGGACAGGUGGGCCUGUGUCUGCACUAGCCCUCCAAGGGCCUCCCCACACCCCUAAAACACUCCAUGCCCCACUGAAAGACCGGCGUGUCCGUUUAACCAUUGCGUUGCUGGUCAUGAGUUGAGGACUAUCACUUGAAUCUAAUUUUCUGCAGAGAGGCCGAAAGGGCGUUGCCGCGAGCCAGGAGCGAGCCGGCUGCCGCCAUGGAGAACGGGAUGCAGCUGCUCAACCGGGACGGCCACAGCAUCUCCCACAACUCCAAGCGGCACUACCACGACGCCUUCGUCUGCAUGAACCGCAUGCGGCAACGGGGCCUCCUCUGCGACAUCGUGUUGCACGUGGCCGCCAAGGAAAUCAAGGCGCACAAGGUGGUGCUGGCCUCCUGCAGCCCCUACUUCCACGCCAUGUUCACAAAUGAGAUGAGUGAGAGCCGUCAAACGCACGUCACGCUCCACGAUAUCGAUCCGCAGGCUCUGGAACAGCUGGUCCAGUACGCCUACACUGCUGAGAUCGUGGUGGGAGAAGGGAACGUCCAGACGUUGCUUCCUGCAGCCAGCCUCCUGCAGCUGAACGGGGUGCGAGAUGCCUGCUGCAAGUUUCUCUUGAGCCAAUUGGAUCCUUCCAACUGUCUGGGCAUCCGAGGUUUUGCAGACACCCACUCCUGCAGCGAUCUCUUGAAAUCGGCGCAUAAGUACGUCUUGCAGCACUUUGUGGAUGUCUCCAAGACGGAGGAAUUUAUGUUGCUGCCUCUCAAACAGGUGUUAGAUCUCAUCUCCAGCGACAGCCUCAACGUGCCUUCGGAAGAGGAAGUUUACCGAGCCGUCUUGAGCUGGGUGAAGCACGAUGUGGACAGCCGGAAGCAGAAUAUUCCCCGACUCAUGAAGUGCGUCCGUCUUCCCUUGCUCAGCCGGGAUUUCCUGAUGAGCAACGUUGACACCGAACUUCUGGUCCGGCAUCAUUCGGAGUGCAAAGAUUUGCUUAUCGAAGCCCUCAAGUACCACUUGAUGCCCGAGCAGAGAGCCGUCCUGAGCAACAGCCGGACACGUCCGCGGCGCUGUGAGGGGGCCAGCAUGGUGCUCUUUGCUGUGGGCGGAGGGAGCCUUUUUGCCAUCCAUGGGGAUUGCGAAGCCUACGACACGCGGACUGACCGUUGGCACAUGGUCGCUUCCAUGUCCACCCGACGGGCCAGAGUGGGAGUUGCGGCGAUCGGGAACAAGCUGUAUGCUGUGGGAGGCUAUGAUGGAACGUCUGACUUGGCCACCGUUGAAUCCUACGACCCCGUCACCAACUCGUGGCAGACGGAGGUCUCCAUGGGCACCAGACGGAGCUGCCUUGGGGUGGCAGCCCUGCACGGCCUCCUCUAUGCCGCGGGGGGCUACGAUGGAGCUUCGUGUCUGAACAGUGCUGAAAGAUACGACCCGCUAACCGGCACCUGGGCGAGUAUCACCGCUAUGAGCACCAGAAGGAGAUACGUCCGCAUAGCAACCUUAGAUGGCAACCUCUACGCUGUUGGGGGAUACGACAGCUCCUCACACUUGGCAACGGUGGAGAAGUAUGAGCCACAGAUCAACACCUGGACACCCAUUGCCAACAUGUUGAGCCGCCGGAGUAGUGCAGGCGUGGCCGUCCUGGAAGGGAUGCUGUACGUGGCCGGAGGGAACGACGGGACCAGCUGCCUUAACUCGGUGGAGCGCUACAAUCCCAAAACCAACACGUGGGAAAGUGUGGCCCCCAUGAACAUCCGUAGAAGCACCCAUGACUUGGUGGCCAUGGAAGGCUGGCUCUACGCUGUGGGUGGGAACGAUGGCAGCUCCAGCCUCAACUCCAUCGAGAAGUACAACCCACGGACCAACAAGUGGGUGGCGGCCUCGUGCAUGUUCACCCGGCGCAGCAGCGUGGGGGUGGCAGUCCUGGAACUCCUCAACUUCCCGCCCCCAUCCUCACCCACCCUCUCAGUGUCCUCGACGAGUCUUUGACGAAGGACCCUGCCGUUCCUCACCUCGCCCGGACUGCAGCGUCUGUCGGAGCGCGAAGCCGGCUUGGUCUGGCCCCUCCGGAAGCCGAUCUCUGUGAAGGGGGGUGCUGCACCCAGAGACUUUCCCCGGGGGCCCACGUUUGGCUCGGCUCCAAGAGGGGGAGUCUCCUUAAAAAGACCUACUUAGAGAGAGAAGAAGACCACCGAAACCGAGAAUUCUCCACUCGUCCAUUGUUGAUCUCACCGCAACGUAGACCGAUGCUACCUUGGUUCUCGUAGACCAGACUCACAACAACCGUCGAAUUCCACGAUUGGAUGUCAAUCUCCAGAUCCAUCUCAUGCAAGGGACCGAGAUUGAUAAGGGCGCAAAAAUCAAGGUACUGCCACGAGCUAAAGCCGACGAUGCCAACCGUGGAGUUAUUCGCGGAGGCUGUGUGCCAACUGCAGAACCUUAAGCUGUGAACAUCACAAUUAGCCAAAAACUUCUUAACUAAACCCUAACAGUAUACGAUUGGAGGUGUGCGGGCGAAAGGAGGCCUCUCACCUCGGUGUCUAGAGAAAAGGAUGCCUUAACACGAAAACAGGGCUGAGAUGAUCCACAGGUCCUCCUCUCCAUGUUCUCUACCAUCUGUAGGCCACCAAUUCAGACAUCGUCCUAGUAGUAUCUUUCCCGGCACGUGUCUGGAGCUGUCUCCAUGGCUUUGCACUUUGUCUGAACUGGGAAGAAUUUGGUCGAAGUUGUUUGGUGAUUUGGGGAGACAGAGGGGGGGGGUGUCUACUGUGGACUCUGUGGAGUGGAUCUUACGUCUCGAGGUGCGCCAGUAGCAUUUCCUUAACUGUUCACCUCCGGUUCCCCCCUGCUUUGUGUUGUUGGGCGUGCCCGACGAUGGGGGGGGCCUUUAUAAUUUAUUUGCUCACCUUUGCCAGCCAAUCUGCUCCCUGCCUGCCUGCCUGCCUGCCUUCUCCUCCCUAUUUAUUUCCCUUAUUUAUUUAUUUAUUUAAAUCGGAGGGUUUGCAGGACAAAAAAUGGCGGGGAGGCGCUUUGCUUAAUCUGCUGCGAAGUCAAAAACCGUGGCCGCAAUCUCCUGAAGGGAAAACUUUUGUGGGAAAAUCAUCCCGGUGGAUUAACCAAGUGUGGCCUAAAUCACAGCCUUCCUUUUGAAUGGACCAAUUCGGCAUUGUGCGUCUCGUCUGUUUUUUUUUUUGGCACCGUAACCGGGCCAGGCUUGUCCCAACAAUUCCUGCCUAAAAAAAAAAAGUUGUCUUGAUUUCAGAGUAUUAUCCUGCUGCCACGCUCGUUCCUGGAAGGGAGCGUGAAACUACACAAUAUUAAUUGCGUUACGUGGAUUUUGUUCUCCAAGCACUAAGAAGACGGUCGAAAAGGAAUAAUUCUCACGGAGAGUAACAUGGCGCGGCACUUAAAAUUUUGGGAGGAUUAUUUGGAACGCAAGGAAAAUGCACUACGUUUCAGGACUUCCCUUGAAGAAGUUCUAAUUGUCGUACUGUUUACCCCUCCGCUUUGGACUACAAAGCCCAGCUCGGAUGCCAGCUAGCCUGGCGUGGAAAAAAUCAGGGUGGGGAGAGAGAGAGAGAGAGAGAGAAAAGGAAGUUUCUUGAAGAUAAGUGCCACUGUGUAUGGAUGAUCUCUCUUUGUCUUUGCCAUUUUGGGUGCAAAAAAUGAGAAUUCUGUGGGAGAGGCCAUGACCCAGAGGCUCUUCGUAAGUCAGCCAAUGCUUAUUCUACCAGUAACCCCUUUGCUGCUUCUGGGGGGUUUUUUUUCGGUUUCGUUUGUUUGUGUGUUGAUUUAUUUAUUUUGUCGCUGGUUUCACUGUGACGUUCACUGGGCCAGUUUGCAACGAUGCUGUAUAGGGUUGGGGGCAGCUUGAACUGAACAUCCAACUCGCAAGCUUCGGAGAUUCCUCAUUCAAAUUUGCUUCAAAUUUUGGGGGUUCUGGGUCAGCAGUGAGGUUUAUGCAUCAAGCCACGAUUAAACACAUCCUCCUGCGAUCUGCUUUACGAACCACGAUCGGUGAGCUUCCCUAGCUGGAUAAGCCACGAUCACAAACAGACUGCCGAAUGCUUGGUGCCAUAUUUUGUUAGCAAACCACAGUUUAUGGGCCCACUUCUUCUUCAAUACUCCAGCCAAGAUGUCCGCGGCUGGGAAUUCUGGGCGUUGAAGUCCACACAUCCUACCGUUCAUAUAAGCCAUGAUUUGAAAAAAACAAACAAACAACAAUUAACAAACCGUGGCCUGCUUGCCACCAAGGGUGAAUCCAAAGGGCAGCUUUGCUGGGCUUCUCUGUAUCCAUGAUUUAAGAUUUAUAAGCAUCGUGGCUUAGCUUCGAAGGCAUUUUUGCAAAGAGACAUUUCCAACGGACAAUUUCUGUAAAUCUGUAGCUCGUCUGGCAUUGUGCUCGGCCUUCCACCCGGAAACAUAGUUUUGCAAAUCCUGAGUGCUGUAACGGGGUGGGAACCAUUUAUCAGAGUUUGAUCCGCUGCAUUCAUUUUGGGAAAUUUGUUUUCACAGUGUUCUGUGUUUUUUUUUUUUAUAAGUGCCUUCACUUUGCUUUUGGGGUCCUUCAGUGGGGCAGGUUGUCUAUGGGGAGCAAAGCCUAUGGGUCUUUCUCAUCCGUUUGUGCCGGAGUGGGGUAGAAAAUGCUUGCAUCGGAAGAUGUUGAUAAAAUUCCUUUUCAUGCUGUUUACAGCAGUGUUUGGUCACUUUAAGACAGGCGGACUUCAACUCCCAGAAUUCAUAGCUGGCUGGAAGAAUUCUGGGAGUUGAAGUCCAUACGUCUUAAAGGGGCCAAGCCUGAGAAACACUCAGGCAAAACCUAGCGGAAAAGCUAGGAUUUUCUCCAGGCAAUAUCCAUUUUCAAGAUCUUUCUGGCCUACAAAUCAGAUAUUCCCAAUUGAUCCUAGUUACAGACGUCGGGGAUUUUUUUUUGCCCUUCUGUAAUUUAUCCGUGGAUACCUCCCUCUUCCCAAGCAGUUUCUGAAUUUCUUGAAGAGGAACAAUUGAAGUGUUACCAGCCAGAUGACGUUUUUCACGUCCCUAAUGUGAAAAUAUAGGAAUUGAAGAAAAAAACCUUGUUUGGGUGGGUCGAGUGGUAGGAUUCAGCCGGUUCGAGCGAAUCGGUUGUUAAAUUUCUGGCUGGCCCCUCCCCUCCCUGCCCCUCCCCUUUCAGGAGUCCCCCAUUUUGGCUUCCAGAUAAAUCUAGGGAGGCCUACUAGGCCCAAAGAAGGGCAGGGGGGUACAGCGUGACACCCCACCCCUCACGGCCCGUUUUUGCUCCCAGGAGGCUGCAGGGAGGCCUACUAGGCCCAAAACGGGCAGCGGGGGUGGGGAGCCCCCUCCGUGGCCCGUUUUUUGCUCCCAAGAGGGUGCAGGAGGCCGAGUGUUGCCUGUCACACAUCCCUGGCCACGCCCACCAUGGCGACACCCACCCAGCUUGUCAUUAGGGCAGAGAACCGGUCAAUUAAAUUAUUUGAAUCCUACCACUGGGUGGGUCCUUGGGGGUGGGGAGGGGUCUUCCUUUUGGGGUGGUGGGAGAAGAUGCUUUUGCAGAGGACGUCCUUAUGUAGGAGUCACUUCGUUUGCGGAGAUGGGAAGGACAAAGGCAUGGCACCUUCAAACUUGGGUCCUUUAAGACUGGUGGACUUCAACUCCCAGAAUUCCCCAGCCAAAGCAUGGCUGGCUGAGGAAUUCUGGGACUUGAAGUCCACUCGUUUUAAGAGUACCCAAGGUCGGAGAGCCUUGGCCAAAGCGAUUGCUUCUUUGCCUCCUUUUUUUUGCUACCACGUUUCGGUGGCGUCUUUGCCAAUCGGAAGAGAGAUGCUACGAUCCUCAACGUACGAUUGGAGCGCAAGGAAAGAUGGCGGGUUUGGUAACGAUGGAGGAUACGGUAGCCGUAACUACGAAAGGAAUUGGCAGUGUUUAUCCUUCUUGGAAGCCCCUUUUCACUCACGUCCUCGCUUUCUCUCCCUCUCCCCACCCCUUUAGUUUAAUUCAAGACUAGCUUUCAACUUCCCACCUGAAUUACCAUUACAGGCAAGUCCUCCAUUUAUGACCAUAAUUGAGCCCGGAAUUACGGUCGUUAAACAGAUCGCUUUUUUUUGCAGCCGUCCCAUUUUCACCCAUGGGUGGGUUUUUUUGCUGGAAGUCAGAAGGAAACAAUGGGAAUUGCCAAAAAAAAAUACCCCACCGUAUGGGAUGUUGCAAACGGCCAUAAAUGUGAGCUAGUCACGAAGGAAGGAAGGAAAGAAGGAAGGAAGGAAGGAAGGAAGGAAGGAAGGAAGGAAGGAAGGAAGGAAGGAAAGAAAGAAAUAAUCUCAUCUUCCUUGUUGCCCCUGAGCUCCUGUUGAAGUCAGUAGCUAAUACACAGAGCUUGUCAAUCAGAAAGAUCGGGGGUUCGAAUCCCCAGUACAGGUCUUCCUGUGUGAGCAGGGGGGUGGACCAGAUGACCCCCAAGGUCCCUUCCAACUCCGCUGCUGUUAAAAGUACGAUCUCUGAUCUAUCCAUGGUGCAAAUCCCCAGCUUAUUCACCCUAGGUUGGAGAUGCCUUGAAGAGGGAAGAGGUGUACGUGUUAAUUUAUCUGUAUUACGUGUGUCGGAUUUAUUUAUGUGCCGUUAAAACGUCCACUUUUAUUUUGUGUUUCUCAAUUUUUGCACUAUAACAAAAAAAAAAGGGGGGGGAAAUAUGAGCAAUACAAGCCAGUUGUGUAAAAUAAAAUAAAAAAUAAUAAUAAAAUAAAUUAGAUUUUUCUUGA
This is a messenger RNA of Pantherophis guttatus, 6765 nucleotides long. RefSeq names its product kelch like family member 17 (gene KLHL17). Gene Ontology annotation, molecular function: protein binding. Lineage: Eukaryota; Metazoa; Chordata; Lepidosauria; Squamata; Colubridae. The record is from RefSeq and is a predicted model, not a curated record.